GCAUGAUCAUGGAUAUUUAGGAUCAUAUUCUUACACAAACUAAAAAGGGAAAUUUUCCGGGAGAGGAAUUAUUUUCACGAGAAACAAACAGAAAAAAUACUGAAGUGAAAAAAUGGGAGCAUCGUCUUCUACAGCACAGAAUGCGAGCGAACAACGAGAAUUAGAAAGCCUAGUAGCUUCAACUGGAGCCUUGCCAAUGCUUCAACACACUUUCUCAAAGAUCAGCGAUCCUCAAAGUAACACAAUUCCUUCCCAAUCUCUCCAGGAAUGUUUCAAUAUGGAUUAUAAAACCCCAGAUUUUGAAGCACAUGGAAGCAACAACAACAGCAUGUCGGAUUCAUUUUGUUUAUUAGUGGAUAAUUUAGGUGAAUCUAUAGUGCAGCUAUUUUUUGUAGUUGAUAAAGGAGGUGGAGUUAGUUGGAUUGAGUUGUUACGAGGUUAUUUAAACUGUUGUGGGAGAGUGCCUGCUUCUGUAGCUUUGAAUGUCUUGUUGAAGCUUUUUUGUACUACUUGUGCAAAAGCUGGACUUCCUUUGAAGCUAGAGUUCGAACCGAUGAAUGAUGAUGAUGGUAAAAUUGGUGGGUUUGUUUUGGCGACUGAUGUUGUUAUGCUGCUUUGGAUAUGUUGGACUAUGUUGUGGGAUUCGAAAACUUGUACAUCUUUGGAAGGGAGAGGGAAUUUAUGUCUCCCUGAUGUUAGUCAUUUAGUUUUAUCUGCGGUUGUUUACUGUGUUGAAGAUUCUGGUGGGUUUGAUUUAUGGGAUUGUGAUAUCUCAGCCUUGGAUGUUCAAAUCCCUGCUGGGAAGUUUGUAACUUGGGCUUUGACAACUGUGCCGUGUCUCACUGAUUGCUUCACGCAAUUUGUCAAUGCAAGACUUCAAAAUUCAGCUUAUCCUGAGCAGCGUAACUGGGAACCUUCAACUUCAUCAGUAGGAGAGAUCCUUCCAAAAGAGACCGGUGAUUCUCAUUUACUAACUUGUGGAAGAGCAUGGGCCAUCUCUCUUACACUCAGGGGAACGCCAAGUACAGAAAUAUUAAAACUAUACUUGCCUAGUGGUGAUAGUGAAGCGUGUGACAAUCUUCUUUAUCGGUCAUCUCUUCAUGGAAGGGGCUUGAACAGAUUCUGGUCAAACAUUGAAGGUUAUAAUGGUCCUAUGCUGCUUUUGUUUUGUGCUACUUCUAGAGACGCCCAUGAGGUUGAUACCAUUGACAGAAAAUGGAUCAUAGGUGCACUUACACAGCAGGGAUUUGAAAAUAAGGAUCUGUUUUAUGGAAGCUCUGGAAACCUCUAUGCGAUCAGUCCAGUCUUCAAUAUAUUCCCAGCUUCUGGGAAAGAGAAAAACUUUGUUUAUAGCCACUUGCAUCCAACUGGUAGAAUGUAUGAGGCACAUCCAAAGCCCGAGGGAAUUGCCUUUGGAGGAACAAUGGGGAAUGAAAGAAUUUUUAUUGACGAAGAUUUUGCUAAAAUCACUGUUCGCCAUCAUGCAGCUGACAAAACAUAUAAACACGGUUCUCUUUUCCCAUCCCAGGGAUUUCUGGCGGUUGAAGCUUUGAUUUUGGAAGUUGAAGUUUGGGGAUUAGGAGGGAAGACACCUAAGUCAGUCCAAACUUCAUAUAAGAAGAGAGAGGAACUCUUCAUCGAUCAAAGACGCAAGAUUGACUUGAAAACUUUUACAAACUGGGAAGAUUCGCCCGAGAAGAUGAUGAUGGAUAUGAUGUCUAAUCCGAAUGCAGCUCGCCGGGAAGAGCGCUGAUUUUGGAUUGUGUGUUUCUGUAAUUAGUCAUCUUUGUUUGUGCAUCGAUGGGGUUAUGAUUGUAAAAGAAAUUCUAGAAAUGGGUUGAUACAUAAAUAAAAGAAAUUUUUUGUUUGUUCAUCGACGGGUUCAUGAUUGUAAAAGAAAUUAUAUAACGAUACAUAAAUAAGUCUGGAACGUACAAGUGUUGCUUGUUGA
Mercurialis annua (annual mercury) is the source of this 1951-nucleotide messenger RNA. RefSeq lists its product as uncharacterized. The transcript has 7 exons. The record is from RefSeq and is a predicted model, not a curated record. Lineage: Eukaryota; Viridiplantae; Streptophyta; Magnoliopsida; Malpighiales; Euphorbiaceae. The coding region runs from base 113 to 1753 and encodes 546 amino acids.